AUGUGGGACUUGAUUGAUAUCUCAACAACUGGUAUCAGAGCCUUGAAGAUCAGAAGAGCGUUAGAGAAAGAGCAACCAGUGCUGAUUGAUGAUGACGAAUGGACAGAUAUGCAAGAGCAGGCGAUUUCGACUAUUCGUUUGUGUUUAUUAGAAGAUGUGAUGCUUCAGGUGGAGGAUCUCACAACCUGUAAGGAGAUCUGGGAGAAACUGGAGAAUCUGUAUAUGUCGAAGUCGCUGUCGAGCAAGCUAUAUCUGAAGCAGAGUCUGUAUGGGCUGAAGAUGUCAGAAGGAUCGGAUCUGAUGCAGCAUGUACACGGUUUCAAUCAGAUAGUCGGUGACUUGGCUCGUGUGUGCGUGAAGGUUGAGGACGAAGAUAAAGCCAUGAUCUUGUUGUGUUCAUUGCCUCCUUCGUAUGAGACUCUACUAACAGCACUUACGUGCAACAAGGAGACGAUAUCCUGGGAGACGGUGGCUGUUUCGCUCCAAUCUCAUUAUGAGCGAAAACAGAAGACGGGAGCAGAAGGUUCUCAUGGUGAUGGAUUGUUUGCGAACAAUCAGGAGAGAGGAAGGCAGAUGAACAAACAAGAUGGAGGUGGUGGUGCUAGGUCAAAGUCGAAGAACCGAGCAAAGACCAUCUGUUUUGGCUACGGUGGCAAAGGUCACUGGAGGCGUGAUUGUCUAAACAAGGGCAAGAACAAAGGGAAGACUGCGAUCAUGAUAGUGAUUCAGGGGAUAGCGAUUUGCUCGCUGUCAUGCGGUCAUCAUGCAGGUCAUCCAGACUCCCACCGUCUCUGUUUUAAUCGCCAACGGAGUCGGAUGAGGAUCUGGUCUCUGGGUCGAUUUUUGUGGUUUCGUAGAGAAGGGUUCGAGGGAGAAGAGAGAAAGAAUCUGGGAACGCAAGAGGUUGUUUCUCAAGUUCCAUUAACAACAAGCGAUGAGUUUAAGGCGCCAGUAUCGGCUGUGAAGCAAGCGUUUCCUUCAUGGACAAAUAAAUACACUGAUUACUACUCGGCAGCGCGUUAUGCUGAAGUUUCAAGAGCUUAUACACAAAAAUAUGUGCAAAUGUUUCCCGUUGUUGUGACAUGUGGUAAUACCUUUGUUCUGAAGCCAUCAGAGAAGGAUCCUG
Microthlaspi erraticum is the source of this 1126-nucleotide messenger RNA. The record is from the annotation of a GenBank genome assembly. Lineage: Eukaryota; Viridiplantae; Streptophyta; Magnoliopsida; Brassicales; Brassicaceae.